This is a messenger RNA of Electrophorus electricus (electric eel), 2426 nucleotides long. RefSeq names its product hyaluronan and proteoglycan link protein 4 (gene hapln4). Lineage: Eukaryota; Metazoa; Chordata; Actinopteri; Gymnotiformes; Gymnotidae. Gene Ontology annotation, molecular function: hyaluronic acid binding. Gene Ontology annotation, cellular component: synapse; perineuronal net. The record is from RefSeq and is a predicted model, not a curated record. Gene Ontology annotation, biological process: cell adhesion; positive regulation of neuroblast proliferation; glial cell differentiation.
UGUUUGCAAAUUCUAUGUUCAGUAUUUCAAAAAUAAUGUGAAAUACUGGUCUGUAGCUAUAACCAGUGCUAUAUUCCAUUCUAAAGGCUUCAGUUCGAUAUAGCAGGAGACCCAAGUUCACCUUGCCAUAUAGCAGGGCAGUCAAAGUUAAAAUAACCGAACAGCUAACCUACGUUAGCUGUUAAUACGCGAAGAAGCAAACAAAUUAAAAAUAUCCAAGACAGAUCCCAGCAGGGAAUCUUUAGCUGAAAUCAGUAACUAGCUAGGUAAACAUUUCCUUCUGUCGUAUCGUACAACGGAACACUUAAUCUGGCAAGACACAAAAGCGCCUGCCACAUGAGACGUGCAGAGGAAACUGCAGUAGGGGGGCGACAGGUCUGUGGGACAGGACACAACCGCAUCACGCCGCAUACCGACGCACUCUAGGAACCGACACUCCAGCCGCCCGAACAGUCAUUACACAUCUCUGCUCUCCUCACAAUGUUCCCAGCAAGAUUCUGGUUGCUGGCAUCCAUUAGCUGCACAGUGCUGCUAUGUUCACUACACGUGAACCCCUACCCAGCUGACUCAGAAAAAGGCAGGAAGAAGGUGGUGCAUGUUCUGGAGGACGAUACCGGAGCAGUGAUAGUGCAGACUGCUCCGGGUAAAGUGGUCACGCACCGGGGAGGUACCAUCACCUUGCCCUGCCGCUACCACCAUGAGCCCGAGACUGCAGACCCGUCCCGCAUUCGCAUCAAAUGGACCAAGGUGACGGACACCUUUCAGUUUGCAGACGUGUUUGUGGCACUGGGAAGGCAGCAGCGAGUGUUCGGGCCCUACCGUGGGCGUGUUGCCUUGGAGCAGGCAGGGCCCGGCGAUGCCUCGGUCGUCAUCCACAAUGUCACCCUCCAGGACUACGGUCGCUACGAAUGCGAAGUCACCAAUGACAUGGAAGACGACACAGGAUUUGUCAGUCUGGACCUCGAAGGUGUUGUCUUCCCAUACUACCCUCGGCUUGGACGCUACAAGCUCAAUUACCAUGAAGCAGAAGAGGCCUGCAAGCAGCAGGACGCCAUCCUGGCCUCACACUCGCAGCUGCACAAGGCUUGGUUGGAGGGUCUGGACUGGUGCAACGCUGGCUGGCUAGAGGACGGCUCUGUGCAGUAUCCCAUCUCGCAUCCCCGCGAUCAGUGCGGCCGCAAGGAGACGCCUGCUGGCGUCCGCAAUUAUGGCUACCGCCACAAAGAGGACGAGCGCUACGAUGCCUUCUGCUUCACCUCCAAGCUUAACGGUCAGGUAUACUUCCUCAAACGCUUCAAGAAGGUGAAUUACCCGGAGGCGCUGAAGGCCUGCCAACGCGACGGUUCGGCGGUGGCUAAGGUGGGCCAGCUCUUUGCUGCCUGGAGGUUCCAGCUACUGGACCGCUGCGAGGCAGGCUGGGUGGAGGACGGCAGCAUCCGCUAUCCCAUCGUCAACCCUCGUGCCCGCUGCGGUGGCUCCGAGCCGGGCGUGCGGAACCUCGGCUUCCCCGAUAAAAAGUUUCGCCUCUACGGGGUCUACUGCUUCCGCAAGAAUUUGGGCAGUGCCGAAGCCCAGACCACACAGGCUCCAGUUCGAACCACCGCAAAAUUUGCGAACAGUACCGGGAGUAUUUGAAACCCGCGCGGUCUGAACCUACCUAGCUCGCGCUGCUUUUCUAGUAGGCUCCCGCAUCUUUGCCACAAUGACGAAGACGAAGCAGAUCAGUUAAGCUUGAGCUCGGGUGUAAUUGCGCUUUCUCCCGUUUGCUUAAAAUGAGAUGUCAGAAGAGAGCCGUGCUUCACGUUCUCUACGAAACUAAGCCUCGAGCACAACUCAUUCGCUUCUUUCUUUAGCGCAUUUCGUGUGCUGCAUGGAGGGCCGACGAGGAUUACGCUUCGUUUUUUGUUUGUUUUCCUGCUCACUUGCUUCCGAAAAGUUGCGGGUACCACAGUAACUGGCAGGCGAUACGGUCGGAGAGGAAUUUAGCUCACGUCGUAACCUAUGAGACCGCACAUUAGAGGGAGCACUGGCCUGGCCGCCGACCGCGGCGAAGAGCCGAGUCGGGCUGGCGGGAGCUCUGCGCCCUACUCCGCUUUGGAUGGUGCUUUGCUUUCCACAGUAGCGUUCGCAUCUCUGUAGCAGAGUUAAGUGUGCCAUUUACUAUGCAUAUAAUACCUGAUUAUAGGCACAAGUAUCUUCAGAAAAAAAAAAGGAUGAUCGUAAUAUCCUGAAAGCAAUAACUUGCUAAGCAUGUGUUUGGUAGUUAAAUAUUCAGACUUCUAUUCCAUGAGUAAAUGACUGCCUUUCAUGCUACAGCUUUACUACCUCAUUAGUCGUCAACAAUUGCACUAUCCAUUCAACUGUGACGUGGCACAAUAUUAUCUUCAGUAGGUUAAUGCAUUUUAGAUUAAAGUUAUUUACCCGUU